Thamnophis sirtalis is the source of this 9368-nucleotide messenger RNA. RefSeq names its product protein tyrosine phosphatase receptor type T (gene PTPRT). NCBI's taxonomy places the organism in Eukaryota, Metazoa, Chordata, Lepidosauria, Squamata, Natricidae. Gene Ontology annotation, molecular function: protein tyrosine phosphatase activity; protein binding. Gene Ontology annotation, biological process: protein dephosphorylation. The record is from RefSeq and is a predicted model, not a curated record. Gene Ontology annotation, cellular component: membrane.
GACUCGCAUUUCCCCGCCCUCCAGUCGCCUAGUGCCAAAACAAAAAGGAAUGCAGGAUGGGGCUUUUUCCCCGAUAGUGAAGCAGGCAGCGAGGGGCGAUUGAUGCGUGGGGCUUUCUCUUGUUUAUUGCCCUCCGCUCGCCUCCCCUCGCUCCUUCCCUCCGUAUGAGUGAGUGGGAGAGGGAGAAAAGACGAGCGAUAGGACUCGGGGGAUAUCUCCCCCUUUUUUCGCUUCUUCAAUCAGCUUGUCCUAUUCCUCAGAGCAGGGAUAGCGGAGGCUUCAGCCGCGUUCGAGAGAAUCCGCUCCAGUCCCAACUCUUCGGGUUUAUCAAUGCAAGGGAUGUUUGCCGGACGCACGGAGAACCCGCUCUUCUGCUGCGAUUGCCGCGGGAAGGGCAUAUGAACUCCCUCAAAGAAUGACUAGGAUUGCUACGUUUGCCAUUCUCUUGCAGCUGUUGCAAAGAAGUCGGGGACAAGUCUUUGCAGGUGGUUGUUCGUUUGAUGAACAUUACAGUAACUGUGGUUAUAGUGUGGCACUAGGGACAAAUGGAUUUACUUGGGAGCAGAUUAAUACCUGGGAGAAACCAACAAUGGAUCCAGCUGUCCCAACUGGCUCCUUCAUGAUGGUGAAUAGUUCUGGGAGGGCCUCUGGGCAAAAGGCCCACUUGCUUUUACCAACACUGAAGGAAAAUGACACUCACUGCAUUGAUUUCCAUUACUACUUGUCCAGCCGUGACCGUUCCAGCCCUGGAUCCUUGAAUGUUUAUGUGAAAGUGAAUGGUGGACCUCAAGGCAACCCCAUCUGGAAUGUCACUGGGCUUGUUACAGAAGGUUGGGUGAAAGCAGAGCUUGCGAUCAGUACUUUCUGGCCACACUUUUAUCAGGUCAUAUUUGAAUCGGUUUCCCUGAAGAGUCACCCUGGGUACAUAGCGGUGGAUGAAGUCAGAGUCCUUGCUCAUCCAUGCAGAAAAGCUCCUCACUUCCUGAGGCUGCAAAAUGUGGAGGUUAAUGUUGGGCAGAAUGCAACAUUCCAGUGCAUUGCAGGAGGAAAGUGGUCUCAGCAUGACAAAUUGUGGCUACAGCAGUGGAAUGGAAGAGACACAGCAUUAAUGGUUACCAGAGUUGUCAACCAUAGGCGUUUUUCUGCUACUGUCAGUGUAGCUGAUACAUCCCAACGCAGUAUCAGUAAAUAUCGCUGUGUAAUCCGUUCUGAUGGUGGAUCGGGAGUUUCAAACUACGCAGAAUUAAUAGUGAAAGAACCACCCACUCCUAUUGCUCCUCCAGAACUUCUAGCAGUUGGAGCCACGUACCUAUGGAUCAAACCAAAUGCCAACUCCAUCAUUGGUGAUGGGCCCAUCAUCCUGAAAGAGGUAGAAUACCGUACAACCAAUGGGAACUGGGCCGAAACCCACAUUGUGGAUUCUCCCAAUUACAAGUUAUGGCAUCUUGACCCUGAUGUGGAAUAUGAGAUCAGAGUGCUUCUUACCCGUCCUGGAGAAGGGGGAACUGGACCCCCUGGGCCUCCCCUCACAACAAGGACAAAAUGUGCUGAUCCAGUCCAUGGUCCUCAGAAUGUAGAGGUUGUAGACAUCCGAUCACGUCAGUUGACUUUGCAGUGGGAGCCUUUUGGUUAUGUUGUGACUCGUUGCCACAGCUAUAACUUGACGGUUCAUUACCAGUAUAUAUUCAACCAGCAGAAAUAUGAAGCAGAGGAACUAAUUCAAACAUCGUCACAUUACACGUUGCGAGGAUUACGACCCUUCAUGACCAUCCGAUUGAGGUUGGUGCUUUCAAAUCCAGAGGGCAAGAUGGAGAGUGAGGAAUUGGUGGUGCAAACAGAAGAGGACGUUCCUGGAACUGUUCCCCUUGAAUCUAUUCAGGGAGGACCCUUUGAGGAGAAGAUCUAUGUUCAGUGGAAGCCACCAAAUGAAACCAAUGGAAUAAUUACCCUCUAUGAGAUUACCUACAAGGCUGUUGGAUCUCUAGAUCCUACUGCUGACUUGUUGAACCAGAGAGGAAAAGUCUUCAAACUAAGGAAUGAAACCCACCACUUGUUUGUAGGAUUAUAUCCAGGAACUACCUAUUCAUUCACCAUUAAAGCCAGCACAGUAAAGGGUUUUGGACCUCCCAUCACCACACGGAUUGCAACUAAAAUUUCAGCACCAUCAAUGCCAGAAUAUGAUACGGAUAGCCCUCUGAAUGAAACUGAGACCACCAUUACGGUCAUGCUGAAGCCUGCACAGUCUCGUGGUGCGCCAGUCAGUGUCUACCAGCUUGUUGUAAAAGAAGAACGGCCACAGAAAUCACGAAGAGCUGCAGACAUCAUUGAAUGUUUCUCUGUUCCAGUGAGCUACAAAAAUGCUUCGAAUCUUGACUCCCCCCAUUACUUUGCAGCUGAGCUGAAACCAGUCAAUCUUCCAGUUACACAGCCUUUCACAGUAGGAGACAACAAAACCUAUAAUGGCUAUUGGAAUGCUCCACUUUCACCAUUGAAAAGCUACAGUAUUUAUUUUCAGGCACUUAGUAAAGCAAAUGGGGAAACCAAAAUAAAUUGUGUCCGGCUAGCCACCAAAGCAGUAAUAGGUAGGCAACAGGUGACCACCCGAAACCCACCCAGCCUCAUGAGCACAGGAGCUUCUACACAGAAUUCUAAUGUGGUGGAACCAGAAAAACAGGUUGAUAAUACGGUGAAAAUGGCUGGAGUUAUAGCUGGUCUUCUGAUGUUUGUAAUUAUCCUUUUGGGAGCGAUGCUUACAAUCAAAAGAAGGAGCGGUGCAGUAGAUCCAAGAAGAAAUGCAUAUUCCUACUCCUAUUACUUGAAACUAGCCAAGAAACAAAAAGAGACUCAAAGCAGCAGUCAACGAGAAAUGGGGCCUGUUGCUGCUUCAGACAAGACUGCUACAAAAAGUGCUGCUCACAAUGAAGACACUUUCACUUCAGGCUGUCAAGAUGUUAAUGGAUUCAACAAUAGCCAUGGGGAGAUGACUCAACCGACCCUGACAAUCCAGACCCAUCCCUAUCGAAGCUGUGACCCAGUGGAAAUGUCCUAUCCCAGGGGACAGUUCCAGCCAGCAAUCCGAGUGGCCGACUUGUUGCAACACAUCACUCAGAUGAAACGGGGACAGGGCUAUGGAUUUAAAGAGGAGUAUGAGGCUCUACCUGAAGGGCAGACAGCAUCUUGGGACACCGCCAAAGAAGAUGAAAACCGCAAUAAGAAUAGAUAUGGCAACAUCAUCUCCUAUGAUCACUCCAGGGUGAGACUGCAGUUACUAGAUGGAGAUCCUCAUUCAGAUUACAUUAAUGCAAAUUAUAUUGAUGGAUACCAUCGACCUCACCAUUACAUUGCAACUCAAGGGCCAAUGCAAGAGACAGUGAAAGAUUUUUGGAGGAUGAUUUGGCAGGAGAAUUCAGCAAGUGUUGUCAUGGUCACCAACCUGGUAGAAGUUGGCAGGGUGAAGUGUGUCAGAUACUGGCCUGAUGACACAGAAGUCUACGGAGAUAUCAAAGUGACCUUAAUUGAGACAGAACCAUUGGCAGAAUAUGUCAUACGUACUUUUACAGUCCAAAAAAAAGGCUACCAUGAGAUUCGAGAAAUUCGUCAAUUCCACUUCACUAGCUGGCCAGACCAUGGGGUUCCUUGUUAUGCUACAGGUCUCUUGGGCUUUGUUCGACAAGUGAAGUUUCUCAAUCCACCAGAUGCAGGACCUAUUGUUGUGCACUGCAGCGCUGGUGCUGGGAGGACAGGGUGCUUUGUUGCCAUAGACAUCAUGCUUGACAUGGCAGAAAACGAAGGCGUGGUGGAUAUAUUUAAUUGUGUGAGAGAGUUGCGAUCUCAGAGAGUUAACCUGGUGCAGACAGAGGAACAGUAUGUGUUUGUUCAUGAUGCCAUACUGGAAGCGUGCCUUUGUGGCAACACUGCCAUUCCUGUUUGUGAGUUCAGAUCUAUAUACUACAACAUCAGCAGAUUGGAUCCACAGACAAAUUCCAGCCAGAUAAAAGAUGAAUUCCAGACCCUUAAUAUUGUUACUCCUCGAGUACGUCCAGAAGAUUGCAGCAUUGGACUUUUGCCAAGGAAUCAUGAUAAGAAUCGCUGCAUGGAUGUACUUCCUUUGGAUCGGUGCCUCCCUUUUCUUAUUUCCGUUGAUGGAGAAUCAAGCAACUAUAUUAAUGCUGCACUCAUGGAUAGUCACAAGCAACCUGCUGCCUUUAUAGUUACUCAGCAUCCAUUGCCCAACACUGGAGCUGAUUUCUGGAGGCUAGUGUUUGAUUACAACUGUUCUUCUGUUGUGAUGCUGAAUGAAAUGGAUGCUGCUCAGCUUUGUAUGCAGUACUGGCCAGAGAAGACAUCUUGCUGUUAUGGGCCAAUCCAAGUGGAAUUUGUUUCUGCUGACAUAGAUGAGGAUAUUAUUAAUCGGAUAUUUCGGAUCUGCAACAUGGCAAGGCCGCAAGAUGGGUACCGUAUUGUUCAACACUUGCAGUAUAUUGGCUGGCCAGCAUAUAGAGACACUCCUCCUUCUAAGCGCUCUCUCCUGAAAGUGGUCAGGCGGUUGGAAAAGUGGCAGGAGCAAUAUGAUGGGCGAGAUGGACGGACUGUGGUUCAUUGCCUGAAUGGCGGUGGCCGCAGUGGCACCUUCUGUGCUAUAUGUAGUGUGUGUGAAAUGAUCCAGCAGCAAAAUAUCAUUGAUGUAUUUCACAUAGUGAAAACCUUACGGAACAACAAGUCUAACAUGGUGGAGACAUUGGAACAAUAUAAAUUUGUAUAUGAGGUUGCAUUGGAAUACUUAAGUUCAUUUUAGCUCAUCAGGGCAGGGAGCUAAAGGAUGCCUAAAGCUUUGGUGUUUGAAGGACAUUGGUUCACCACUUUACUUCAAAGGAGUAAUGGGCUAAAGCAUAUAUAGCUCUUCAUCCUUGAAUGAGAAACCAGGUCAGAGCUGACUGCCGGAGGAGGAAUCUGCUGCCAUCUGUUUUUAGAACAUUCUUGCCUUUUAAGCAACUCACUAUGGCAAAGCAAGAGGCAGGGUGGAAUAUUCUGCUUUCUAAUCCCUUCUGACUGCUUCUCCCUAUCAUUUUGGAUGUGUCUUUUUUUCCUCCCUUGAUGCAAACAGGAAUGUGUGUGUGUGUGUUUGUGUGUGUGUGUGUGUGUGUGUGUGUGUGUGUACAAAAUAUCAGCUCCACUUUCUGUGUUUCAACAAAUCCUCACUUUUUUAUUUCCUAUAUAAGUCAGUUUGCUUUAAAGGGAAGCUUCAUUAAACACAUGUUUGGCUUUCAGCAGAGCCAGCCUUUGUGUUAAGUUUUUCAGAUGAAAAAGCCACCACCAUAAAUGUGUGAUUUUUCUGUCAGCUCUUAUUGUCUUAAAAGCAGGCUAUGGAAUGAAGAAGCUGCCAGUUAAUUUUCUGCCUUGAUUAAUACACAAUGCUACUAGAUUUUGAAUGUUCUGCAUGGAUUGGUUAAAUCUUAAUGGUUCCUAUCAGCUGCAGUGCUGGUGAAGCAACUCUGUAAAAUUGCAUCUCCCAGCAAAGUACAUUGAGGUCACCCUGAAAUUAUCUUCAUGUUUCAAAUUAUCAUUCCUUUGCUUGGUAAUGAAGUUAAUUUUGUUUUAUCAUAAGUAUUUGGUUGUGUGCUGUGUAUAUUUACAAAAGGGGGAAAUUGAAUGAUGGGCUUAAAAUAUGUACCUUGGGGAUUAUUCUACCACCUACACCACAAGUGUCAAACUCGCGGUGUCACAUUGUCAUGUGAUGUUUCGCAAGGUUUUUCCCUUUACAGAGUUGGGGUGGGCGUGACCUGCAUGUGACACAUCUGGCCAGUUUGAAACCCCUGACCUAUACAGUCAAAAUCUGCUAUAUGGAAUAGUACAGUUGAUGGAUUUGUUACAUACCCCAUUAACUGAUGUGGUAGAAAGCAGUGUUCUAAAAUAUCCUGAUCACAUAGGUGAUUGCAACACACUUUCUGAUAAAGGGCAUUUAUAUGUAAGAUGUUAACAUAUAUGAGUUUACAAGUUAGGCUUGCCAAUCAUAUUACCCAAACAAGGGACAUAAUGACAGGCCUUCAAAUUUCAUUGUCAGAUGAAAGAAGAGAUAUGAAUAAUUUUCAUUAAUCCAUGUGUUAGCCAUGUGUGUGUCUUUUCUGUAAAAGGUACUGUUAUUUAUGGUACAUGAUAAACUCACUCUCUUGCCUCAUAAUAACUACUGCAGCAACAAUCAAUUUAAAAAAAAAUAAUUUUGUAAAAGACACUAGCCAACAAUUUUAUGCCCUCAUUUUCAAAAUCACAAGUUUUUGUCUCUAACUGGGAAGAUUUUGAGAAAGGGGAUUAAAGUUUUGGGAAAGGGAAUCAAAGUUUUCUAUUAAAUCUUAAGAAAUAUUUUUUUGGAAAUGAAGACAAAACCACUGGUAUUCUUUGCCUCAAGUCAACAACUGUACGUUGAAAUGGUAGAACUAUGUAGAAGUUGAAUAAUAUAAAGUCACCAGAUUUUGUUUUAUUAUGAAACUGUCACUUGUUGAAAUGAUGUAGCAGUUAUACUUUGGUAUUUUAAAACAUUUAGCUAUCCUUAAUUUAACGAUUUUGCUUAAAAGAAAAAAGAGCCUCAAGCAUAGAAUUAAUGCAACCAUACACUUCUCUCAGAUAAGAAGUCUGCAAAGAAAGUGAAGGUUUAAACUUGACAUGUGACAAGUAAAAUUAGCUCAUAAUACUAUUUUUAACUGUUACAUCUCUCAGAAAGUUUCUUAAAUAUAUGUUCAUGCCAUCCCCAAUUUGGGGAACCAACUACAUAUUAUAUUGUAUACAUAAUAUAUAUUGAUUCUUGUGCCUUUAGACUAAUGCAAAAGAACAAACAGCUAAACUCUACCCCCAAAAAGGGAAUUUAACACUUCAAUCACCACCAUAUAUUUCAUUCCUUAGAAAUACAUAUUUUUAGAGCACUUAUCUGCAGAAAUAGAAAUAUAUUUCUCACUGACAUCUGUAUUACACUUAUUCAUUAAACUGAUGCUGUUACAAGGCUACUCACACAUUUUUUAAUGUCAUAUGGGUGCACAUAGCUGAUCUUGUGUGAUUCUGAAAGAUUAGACAAGGUCAAAUCUGGCUAGUAUCUAUGUGAGUCUAUAAAGUAGUUUUAGGGCUAUAAUCUAGAAUUUAGGGCUAUAAUCUAGAAAAAAGUAUCCUGCAAGCACACAUUGACAAACCACUUUCACCAAAGUCGCCAAAGUUUGAGGCCAAUUGAAAGCAAUAUUAUUAUUUUUUACAUUAAUAGGCAGACUAUAAUUGAUUGGGGUAGGUAGCCUCUUAGUCUCAUUCUUCAUUUGAAAGUGGAGAAAUGCAUUUGAUUAUAUGUACCUGGAAGUAGGGAAAUAAGAGAAAGAUCCAUUUCAAAUGGGGCAGAUUAAGCAUCUCAGAUAAAGAAGGCAGAACAAUCAGAGGGCUACCUCUUGGUGCAACAAGGCAAAAUAAGGCAAAAGCAAAUAGAAGUUAAAAUUUGACAUAAAAACAGUGGAGGGGGAGGAUUCAACCAUGAAAGAAAAAGCUUGGAAAUGACCCACUAAAUCUUUGUUGAAAAACAGCUAAUAAUUAUGGGAUAGAAGAGUGUUUGAUCAGUUAUAGUUAGUUAGUUAGUGGCAUUGCAAAGAGAUUAGAAAACAUUCUGUUGGGAUGCCUACAUGGAUAUUUUUCUACCACUAUGUACUUUUUAAAAAAUGAAAAUAACGAUAAUAGGAAAAUUGUAGGUGAAGUAAUGAAGGAGGAAAUAGAGGUGUAGAGCAAAGAGGGAAAGAAAAAAAGCAUUGACUUUCAACCAGUGGUGGGUUUCAAAUCCCAUUCCAACUGGUACAGUUGGAAUGGGGCUGGCGGCGAUCUCAUAGAUGCACGCAGCAUGCACAUGCAUCUCAGCGCCUCUGCAACGCUCCAACUGCUCCACGGAGCAUCGCAUAGGCACUGUACAUGCCAUGCACCUGUGCGGAAGUGCAGAAGCUUUAAACACUGGUAAGGAGCUCAGGCAGGCGGGUGGGCCCUCCGGUCACCGUACCGGAACAGUAUCCGUUGCCCCAGGCUGGCUCCGGUACGCCCGUACCUGGGCGUACCGCCUACAACCCACCACUGCUUUCAACUUUGUUUAGCACAAUAAAGUACAAAAUAGAAUUACAACUUUUUACUUUAUGAACUUAGCAAGUACUAACCAUUUUUAUAAUAACAAACUAGGUCAAUUAGCAAAACGAAGUCAAAAGGUUUUUUUUUUCCUGUCUCAAGAACAAAGUCCAGAAGCAAACAAAAUGGAAUAUAUUAUUUUCUCUAAUUAAAACACUCACUUUUGUCAUCUCUGAUAGCUUCAUCACUUUUUGGGGUCUCUGUAUGUUUUUAUAGGAUUCUAGGGUACACAAGGAUGCACAUAAAUUGUGUUUAAUCCUCAUUCUGCUCUGCAUUAUCUAUUGAAAAACAUUGCCUCAAAGCUAUUCUUGUUCCCAAUAUAUGCAUAUGUGUAUGUAUAAGUGUUUGUGUGCAUAUAUUAUACAUAUAAACAUAAACACAUAUAUAACAAAAAUUGACAUCUGGAAAUGGGAUUUGAAAUAUUUUCCAUGUGUUUUGGGUUUCUUGUGGCUACUAUGUGUAAACAUUUAAAGUUCCCAUUUUGACCCUAAAUCUUGUUAUGUUAAGAAAAAAAUUCAAAUAUCUAACAAAAGUGUUGUAUUUUAUUUGACUUAUUUUCUUUGGGGCAGUAAGAAGGUUGCCUUUCCUUUAAGAUAUUUCUGCUGAUGUGAUUCUCUCUUCUAGUUUCAUUAAUAACUGGCAAUCAGAUAUUACAUGCAUUGAUUUUUUACAUUUGAAAGUCAUUGUUAAUUUCCACUUUGAAAAAUAAAAGGGCAAAGCAGCAGUAGCUACAAAACAUUAUAAUUUAAUUGGCACCUUUAAUUAAUAAUCUUUUUUGCUCCCUAGACAUAUUUUUUGCAAGUUCACCAGCAGGAUAGAAUUAUUAAAACACGAUAAAAGAAUUUCUGCUCUAAAUGUGCAAAUAAAUAAGCAACAAGUAGCUAUAAAAGUGGUGGUAUCUGAAGUGAAAUGCUUCAGUGACAAAGGGUACUUAACUUCAAGCAAGGCUGUUACUUGUGUGUGGCAGUAUUUUCAAUUCAGAUAAUCUUGAUAACCAUUGGGGUGUUUCUUGGAACUUUGACACCUUCAUUGCUACUUUAACAGAAUAAUAGAAUAAUAGAGUUGGAAAAGACAUUGGAGGUCUUCUAGUCCAACCCCCUUCUCAAGCAGGAAAUCCUACACCAUUUCAGUCAAAUGAUUGUCCAAUCAAUUCUGAAAAAUCUCUAGUGCACCUACAACUUCUGGAGGCAAGCUGUUCUACUGAUUAAUUCUUCCCCAAUUGUCAGGAAAUUUCUCUU